Molecule: messenger RNA, 1614 nt
Organism: Nipponia nippon (crested ibis)
Lineage: Eukaryota; Metazoa; Chordata; Aves; Pelecaniformes; Threskiornithidae
Source: RefSeq, a predicted model, not a curated record
AUGGGCUGUGUGCACUGCAAAGACAAGGGGUCCGGCAAAGGGCAGGGGGGGGGCGAGGUGGGCCCCCCCCCGCCCCCCGCCUCCCAGUAUGACCCCGACCCCACGCAGCCGGGCACCAUCUUCACCCGCAUCCCUGACUUCAACAACUUCCAUGGCACAGCGGUGCCCUCGACUCCAUCCUUCGCAGGGCCGGGGGUCUUCACCUCCAACACGCUGCAAAUGAGGAGCGGGGGCAUCACAGGCGGGGGGGGGCCGCUCUUCAUCGCCCUGUAUGACUAUGAGGCCAGGACGGAGGAUGACCUGACCUUCCAGAAGGGGGAGAAAUUCCACAUCAUCAACAACACGGAGGGUGACUGGUGGGAGGCCAGGUCACUGGUCUCGGGUGCCACAGGCUACAUCCCCAGCAACUACGUGGCCCCCAUGGAUUCUAUCCAGGCAGAAGAGUGGUACUUCGGGAAGAUCGGGCGCAAGGAUGCGGAGCGGCAGCUCCUGUGCCACGGCAACUGCAGGGGCACCUUCCUCAUCCGGGAGAGCGAGACGACGAAAGGUGCCUACUCCCUCUCCAUCCGGGACUGGGAUGAGGCCAAGGGAGACCACGUGAAGCACUAUAAGAUUCGGAAACUGGACAAUGGGGGCUACUACAUCACCACCCGCGCCCAGUUCGACACCGUCCAGCAGCUGGUCCAGCACUAUAUAGAGCGGGCAGCCGGGCUGUGCUGCCGCCUGGCCGUGCCGUGCCACAAGGGAACGCCCAAGCUGGCCGACCUCUCAGUCAAAACCAAAGACGUGUGGGAGAUCCCCCGCGAAUCCCUCCAGCUCCUCAAGAAGUUGGGCAACGGGCAGUUCGGGGAAGUGUGGAUGGGCACAUGGAACGGCACCACGAAGGUGGCGGUGAAGACACUGAAGCCAGGCACCAUGUCACCCGAAGCCUUCCUGGAGGAGGCUCAGAUCAUGAAGCGGCUGCGGCAUGACAAGCUGGUGCAGCUCUACGCUGUGGUGUCUGAGGAGCCCAUCUACAUUGUCACCGAGUUCAUGAGCCAGGGCAGCUUGCUGGAUUUCCUAAAGGAUGGGGACGGUCGCUACCUGAAGCUGCCCCAGCUGGUGGACAUGGCUGCCCAGAUCGCAGCGGGCAUGGCCUACAUUGAGCGGAUGAACUACAUCCACCGGGACCUCCGUGCUGCCAACAUCCUGGUGGGAGACAACCUGGUGUGCAAGAUUGCUGACUUCGGCCUUGCUCGCCUCAUCGAGGAUGACGAGUACACGGCACGCCAGGGUGCCAAGUUCCCCAUCAAGUGGACGGCCCCGGAGGCUGCACUCUUUGGGAAGUUCACCAUCAAGUCGGACGUCUGGUCCUUUGGCAUCCUCCUGACUGAGCUGGUGACCAAAGGCCGGGUGCCCUACCCAGGGAUGAACAACCGGGAGGUGCUGGAGCAGGUGGAGAGGGGCUACCGCAUGCAGUGCCCGGGCAACUGCCCCCCCUCCCUGCACGAUGUGAUGAUGCAGUGCUGGAAGCGGGAGCCUGAGGAGCGCCCCACCUUCGAGUACCUCCAGUCCUUCCUCGAGGACUACUUCACCGCCACUGAGCCCCAGUACCAGCCGGGGGACAACCAGUGA